GCCGUAUAUGAAACGUAUCUAUCACACGUACGAUAUCCACACGGUAUUUUUCACACACAUUUACUUAUAGUGUAUCUAUUUGAUAUCGAAAUUGAUUUUUCUCAAAAGGAUUGCCACACUGCUCGCACGUCUAAUUUGCAACAAUUACUUAAUAUUCUAGAGAAGAUAGUUGAUAGUAUCUUUGAAAUAUUUUGUUAAAUAUUGUGGAGUUGUGGUUACGUAGGAAAGUAUUAUAAUAUCGUGUACGAGUUAUUUGUAAUCAUGCAAAUACUAUCUUUCAAUUUUUUAAUGUAUACCUUCGCUGGCAUAUGGCGGCCUGUUGAAUGGUCAUCGAAUGGGGCCAAGCUGCUGUAUAACAUAUUUACAAGUAUUGUACUAUUGUUGGAAUAUUUUUUGAUGCUAAGUCAAUUUAUGGAUAUCCUGCUUAUGAUGGAUAAUAUCGAUGAUUUCGUAACAAAUUCCUUAAUAUUUGCGGGUGUCGCUGUUGUCACAUGCAAAACCACUCUCGUUGUGAUACGCCGGGAUGCUAUCAUUAAUUUGGUGCAAAUAUUGUUGACGGCACCUUGUAAACCUCGAAAUGAGGAUGAGAAGAUGAUACAAACGAAAUUUGAUGAGUUUAUCAGGUCGUGGUCAAUGAAAUAUUUUCUUUUGGCGAUGAGUUCUCUUACGAGUGUAACAAUAAGAUCGGUACUAAAUGUUAUACAGGGUGAAUUACCUUACAGAGUAUGGGUGCCAUUUGAUUAUAACAUACCUCUAGUGUUCUGGAUUGUAUCCAUUCAGCAGACCGUAACUAUGAUUUUCGCCACUAUCAUAAAUGUCGGCACGGAAACUUUAGUUUUCGGAUUGUUUUUGCAAACGUGCGCCCAGCUUGAAAUUUUUGAAAAUCGUCUACAUAAAUUGGUAACUAAUAAGACAACCAAAUAUAUAGAGCAUUCACUUGCAUCGUCAAGUGCAAGUGAAAAUAAUAAUGUGAUGAUAUCGGAACAUAUACGUCAUCACCUCAGCAUUUACAAAUACGCCGAAACGGUGAACGUUAUAUUCAACGAGGUACUUUUCAUGCAAUUCUUCGGCAGUAUCUUGAUAUUAUGCACAAGUGUAUUUUACAUGUCGGCACAUAUUUCGGAGUCUGGAACUGCGCCUUUGCUGGUAUACACCAUUUGUAUGUUUGUACAAAUUUAUGUUUAUUGCUGGUCCGGAAACGAAGUCAUGCUCAAGAGCAUGAGUAUAGGAGAUGCAGUAUAUCAUUUGGACUGGCCUUCACUACCAAUAAGUGAAAAGAAAGAAUUGUUGAUGAUUAUGAUACGUAGUACAAUUCCAAUAAAGUUUACCAGUAGUUUUUUGAUAACUAUAUCUCUUCAGUCUUACGUCAAUAUGCUGAAAACAUCAUACUCGGCAUUUAAUGUGUUACAACAAUCCUAAGAUACAAGUAAUCGAAAAUAUGUCUAAAUAUGUAUAAUAAUAUAAUUUAUAGAUUUUUUGAUCGAAUUAACGGUUAUGAGUCUCAAAAUUUGUUCUUAUAUAUUCUUAUAUUAUUUUCUGUUCGCGAAAAUGCACCAUAAUGUAAGAAUACUUUAUUAUUUAUAUCUUUAUUUAUUUACAAUUAUUUUAUUCAUUCGAUUUUUAUGUUUUAAAUGGCUGCAGAAAUAUAAUGCACAUCAAUAAGUAUGUAAUAUAUGUGCUA
Molecule: messenger RNA, 1681 nt
Organism: Wasmannia auropunctata (little fire ant)
Lineage: Eukaryota; Metazoa; Arthropoda; Insecta; Hymenoptera; Formicidae
Product: putative odorant receptor 71a
Exons: 5
Coding region: 262-1419 (385 amino acids)
Biological process (GO): detection of chemical stimulus involved in sensory perception of smell; sensory perception of smell
Cellular component (GO): plasma membrane
Molecular function (GO): olfactory receptor activity; odorant binding
Source: RefSeq, a predicted model, not a curated record